Suillus subalutaceus is the source of this 1038-nucleotide messenger RNA. RefSeq lists its product as uncharacterized. The transcript has 4 exons. Gene Ontology annotation, molecular function: DNA binding. The record is from RefSeq and is a predicted model, not a curated record. Bases 137 to 856 code for a protein of 239 amino acids. Lineage: Eukaryota; Fungi; Basidiomycota; Agaricomycetes; Boletales; Suillaceae.
UAUCAGUUCGACCAGGAGGGCCUGAUGGACAAGUUCGAGGGCUGGGACUGGUCCCAUCCCAGCUCAGUGGCGUGAGGUCAAGCUCUUGUUUGGAAAGCAUGUCGGACAGCCAUCCAGCGGUGAUGCACUGCAGAAGAUGUAUACAACAAUGUUAGAGCCCACGACCAUCACAUCGAAAAAGAAGCUUCACCUCGCCCGCCAAACGAUGCUGAGUGUGAUGGAGGACAUGGGUGUACACGCGGAUGAAGUUGAUGCUGUUGGGCACUGGGAGGGAAACACACAGCACAAAACCUAUGCGGCAAAGAUUCCGAAAUCUGCUGUCUGUGCUCUCGCUGGCUUCUACAUGGGAGAACAGUAUUGUGUUCCAUGGGUCUCGACACAGGUGCCUGCAGAGCUGCAGAUGCAGAUUUUUCCGUUUGUCGAGGAUGCUCUUGCCAACCUCCACCAGGCACCUAAUCUGAACUAUGGCACCGUGAAUUUUCUGGAGUUGUUGCAGCUUCUGCGUCCCUAUUUUUGGCGUGUAAGUGGGGAAUAUCCACCUGUGAAAACUUUGAUUCUGACGGAGUCGCACGGCACACAUCACACAGGCAAUCGCUGCCGUUCAUCAAGCAUUCCCUGGCUCUGCACUUCUGAAACGGCUGAAGGUCCUUCAGUCUGGCAGUGCCCAAGGCAUUUUCGGCAAUGGCCCAAGGAAAGGGAAGCUCUUGAGGUGAUGGCGCAGUCAGACCUUACAAUCUGCGGUACAUUUUCGGAGGCUGCCACUCAAAGUGCCUUUGUAUCCCUCGCAAACUGUCAGCGCCAGUCGGACACCACAAUCAAUGCUGUGCUCUUGCACUGCAGUCAACUCCUUCGGUGAACAGAAUCACUCUCUCCAACUAAGCACUCCAACACGACAUCCUCAAUGGCCCCCCAGUCCCUGCCUCAAGGGCCAUCUGGGCCAAGCACCAACAAAUCUGAUCUCACUGAGGUUCAUCCAGCAGCAACAAAAGCAGGAUGUAGUCCUGGUCAGGCUCCGAGUCUUCCACUGCCUUCGGAGUU